Molecule: messenger RNA, 597 nt
Organism: Quercus robur (English oak)
Lineage: Eukaryota; Viridiplantae; Streptophyta; Magnoliopsida; Fagales; Fagaceae
Exons: 1
Coding region: 1-597 (198 amino acids)
Source: RefSeq, a predicted model, not a curated record
AUGUGUAAGGUGUUUCCCUCAAGUCUUGGCUCCACGACCUUGAGAUGGUUUAAUGGGUUACGAAAAGGUUCCAUUCACAGUUUUGCCGAGCUGAUCCAGGAGUUUGGCGCUCAAUUCAUGACGUGCAGCUGGGUGCCGCAAUCGGUGGACGCGCUGCUUUCCAUAAAAAUGAGGGUCGGCGAAAUCCUUUGGAGUUAUGCUAGUCGGUAUUGGGAGCUAUACAAUGAAAUUGGUGGGGGUAAUGAGAAGAUUGUGGUAAGCAUUUUCAGGAUGGGGCUUCCCGAGGACUCUGAACUACGAGAGUUGCUGACGAAAAGAUCUCCCGAGGAUAUGAGGCAACUUAUGAGGUGUAUUGAGGAGUAUAAACGUCUCGAAGAUGAUUGGCUGCAGAAUAAGGGUAAGGCCCAGUUGUUGAGUCGCUCACGGCAGGGCGUUUUUCCCACGAGACCAAGGAAGGAUUUCAGGAUGCAGGAACCAGAAGCACAAAUUGGAGGGGUGAAUAUAGCGUUUAAAGAGCCGGUACACAAAAUUUUAGACCGGAUUAAGAACGAAUCGUUCUUCAGGUGGCCGAACAAGAUGGGGGGCGACCCGUCCUAG